Molecule: messenger RNA, 3173 nt
Organism: Passer domesticus (house sparrow)
Lineage: Eukaryota; Metazoa; Chordata; Aves; Passeriformes; Passeridae
Gene: DUSP29
Product: dual specificity phosphatase 29
Exons: 4
Coding region: 702-1355 (217 amino acids)
Biological process (GO): protein dephosphorylation; negative regulation of MAPK cascade
Cellular component (GO): cytoplasm
Molecular function (GO): MAP kinase phosphatase activity; protein tyrosine/serine/threonine phosphatase activity
Source: RefSeq, a predicted model, not a curated record
UCUCUGCGUGUUGGUUAUUUUCUGCAUAGUAGACAAGCAGGGAAAGUUAUUAAAUAUUAUUUGACAUAGACCAACCCACCUGCAUGUGGGUAAGGAUGGAGAUACACAAAAAAAGUAGCAUCCUACCUGCCUCCUGAACUCCUAGUGGUAGUUCUCCUGUGUCCCUGAAACAGGGAAGGAUGCACUGAACAGGCUUUUAAAUGGGUUCUCCCUAUGCCUAGUGUUAUUCAUCACCAAAAGACAAAAAGCAAGUGUCUUUCAUUACCUACAGGAAGAUACUGACCUAGGAAGAGGCACAUUAUUUGAUCUUUUCAAAUUAGUGAUGGGAUUUAAAACAAAAGGGCAAGUGCCAUAUUUGAAUAAGAAGAUUCAACUAUAAUGCUACAAACUGUGCAAGUCCUAGAAACACAGAAGAGGGAAGAACUUGCUAUAACGCAGUUCUGUAGAAGGGAGAUCAAGCAACAUCACCAUCCUGGAAUAAUGUCAUGUUGUUGCUAGAAAAAGUAUAACUUUUAAAUAGGAAGACAACCCGCAAAAUCCUCAGAUUCACUUAAUACAUGCCAGGUGCAACACCAGAGGCCUGGGCCAAUGGGAGGUCGUUACUACUAAGGGCUAGCUUUCACAAAAGCAAAUCAUGACUGUGCCACAAAACUGUACAGAUACUACUCAAAAUUUCUUGCACAUCCUGAGAGCGCUACUUCAUGGACAAGAUGUCAUCAGGAAGCUGGAAUGCUGGGAAGAAAAAUGCAUAUACAGCAGUCAAAGUAGAUCCUGAUGAGGACUAUUGUACCCCAGGGGCAUUUGAACUGGAGAGACUCUUGUGGAAGGGCUGCCCAAAGUACACUCACGUCAAUGAAGUCUGGCCCAACCUCUACAUAGGAGACGAGAAAACCGCGCUGGAUCGCUACAGCCUGGAGAAGGCGGGAUUCACGCACAUCCUCAACGCGGCCCACGGGCAGCGCAACGUGGACACGGGCCCGCAGUACUACAGCAGCAUGGCCGUGCACUACCACGGUGUGGAAGCAGAUGAUCUCCCCACCUUCAACCUCAGCCAGUUCUUUUAUUCGGCUUCCAAAUUCAUUGAUAAUGCACUUCAGGAUGAAAGAAGCAAGGUGCUGGUUCACUGCGCCAUGGGCCGCAGCCGCUCCGCCACGCUGGUCUUGGCUUACCUGAUGAUUUACAAGAACAUGACAGUGGUGGAGGCCAUUGAGCAAGUGUCAAGGCACCGCUGCAUCCUGCCAAACCGGGGCUUCUUGAAACAGCUGAGAGAACUGGACAUAGCGCUGGCACUGCAGAGGAGGAACAGCAAGAACAGCCUAGCACCUGCUGAGCAGCAGAACAGCACCACCAUCUAGCACUGUCCUGGCACAGCUGUGCUACUGGAAAAGAAAACUCCAUACAAGGAGGGGAGGGGAAGGUGUAGUUAAUUACAGAGUCACAAGGAUCAUUUGUUAUUUGCUAGGAAAAAAACCCCAAAGUAAUUUCAAAUGCAAUGUCAAGAUGAGAAAGAAGGGAAACCAAAUUUAAAACUCCUCAUCUUAGAAAGGUCCAGCUGUAGCAGAAUUCUUUGUUACAUCAACAAAUAAGUUUUUCUCUCUGCAAAAAACCCCAAACAUUUACAACACAAAAGCAAGCACAACUUAAAACUCUCUUCUAGUUAAGUACCCCCAAAUCAUGAUCCUAACUCAAGCCCACGGCCUUUAAAGGAGUGCAGAUAGCACUCCUGAAGAAAUCUUGCAGGAAAAACACUGAAUUGUUUAGUCCAGAGUCCUGAAGGGUUUCACAGGAGUUAGUCUUUUUGUGCUGUUUCCUGGCAAUUUUAUUUCUUUUUUCACAGUGAUAAUCCAGGGCAGCACAGCAGUUAGAGAGCCUCUACAUGAGGAUCAACUACACCAUGAGCAUUUGCUUUACAGGCAGGAAUUCUGCAUGAAAUGAUAAACUAAAAGCUAACAAAUAUCUGUAAGGAUUUCCCUUUGUCAAGCUACAGUUGUCUUCUUUCUUGUAUCCUGCAUGAAAGCUUGAUGACUGCUGUAACUGAAAGAGGAUUUGUCAUUGAUUCACAUGCAUAAUUGAUCACCCUCAGCACUACAGAAAAUUGCCAGGGCCAUUCUUUCUAUUUACCAUGCUGAUAAAAAAAAUGGAGUUUGCUUCCAUCAACCACCCUGCCAGAUGGACAAAUUAAACAGCUUAUAAAACUGAGAAACACAGACAGUGAUCUAACAUGGAAUAUUAGUACCUUUAGCAGUCCUUCAUUUCUGCUGAUAUCAGAGAUUCUUACACUUAGUAAAAAACUGGUUGCAUUUUGCCCACUGCUAGGGGAUCAGGCAGCCUGAGCAUUACAACACUUACCAUUCCUGUCUUUGCUAAGGGGCUGAGUGCAGCUUCCAGGAGAAGUGGCAUUUGGCAACUUCCAGAUGUCCUGCUCCAAAGACAAGUAUCUUUCCUAGAACCAGGUCUUGCCUGAAGGACUCUGCUGGCAUAGCUGUGCCAGUUAAACAGCUCUGAAGUAAACAUACUUUUCAUUUACUUCCCAGCUUUUUUUGCCUACUGUUCUCCCAGAACUAAUGAGACUAAAUCAGAAAAGCAGAGCUUCUGGAACACGUGACUUCCACAAAGUGAGGCAACUCUUGCAAGCUGCUAAUCAGCUGAUUCACAAGUGUCAGCACCGACUCCAGCUACAAGCCAGGGCUGCAGGAAACACACACACAUUGAACAAGGCAAGUUGAUUUCCUUCUUGCCCACCACCAGUGGCAUGGAGCAUUCGGUAAGAGUGCAUGGCCAAAGAAGCCUCCUGCCUUUUACAAGAAUCAUCUACCGCAAUUCUGUGGAGAAUUUUUUGAAGACAGUAAAAGCAAGACCUCAUUCCCCUCUGGGAGAGUGCUAGAGCACACAGUCAAAACUGACACUGCAAGGUGCAUACAAGACAGAGAACAAGUACAUCUGUCAAGAAAAAACCAACCUUCUUAUUUAACAGAAAUUUUAGUGAUAUAGUGCAAUUCACAGCUAAACAGUUGUUGUGGGAAAAGAUGAAGAAUAGUCCCUUGUCCUCCUGGACUGAGUUAAAUUUUGAAAUAACAAGAUUAUAUUGGAAACUUGGCUGUUGUGCAUACACUAUGCAUCAGUUCCCAACCAACUCUUAACCCAUAUAUUGUAAAUACAGAAUUUUAGCAAUA